GUGGAAUAAAUGGUGGCGUUUUUUGGACUCACAUGCUUUCCGUAGUAUGUUGACGUGUGGAUUUUGUGGAUCACUAGCCUCCUUGCUGUACUUUACACAACAUGGUUUAGCUAGUAGUGGCAAUAUAGUCAUAAAGCUGAAGUUUACCUCCGUGCAAAGCUGUACUAAAACAGUUAUACAAUUGAACAGUUUUAGAAGCCAACAAAUACAAUGGCAGCCGCCUGGGAAGAAAUCAGACGUCUGGCAGCGGAUUUUCAGAGAGCACAGUUUGCUGACACAGUGCAGAGGUAAUGCAAGCUGGCUAGUGCAAAAUGGCUAUCUAUAACUACAGUCCUAGCUAUUUGGCUAGCUAAAUCGCUAAGCACAACAAUGGAUAUUGAUUGAUUGCUAGCUAUCUUGCUAACUGAUGGAACGUUAACGUGAAGCUAGCAAAUGAACUAGCUAAGCUAGGAGUAGGAGCUAACGUAAACUAUGGUGGGCUGAACUUCUGGCUGUACCAAUUUAGCCAGGACAGCUAUACUAGUAGCUAGCUAUCUGUGCCCACGGUCUUCCUGCAGCAGUUUUUAGCUGGACUAAUCUUGUAUUACCACAGUUUCCAAACCAUAAUAUAACAACCUGGGCCUUUGGGAAACUGCUGCUAGAGCAAGCCAUUGAUACUCUGUAUCAGGAGACCCACAAGCCUUUAAAUUAGUUGAAUUAGAUAUAGAUCUGAUUUAUAGGGUCUCUGUGUGUAAAUCCCUCUUCUACUGUAACUCAUUCCCAGGUUGUCGGAGAGAAACUGCAUUGAAAUCGUUGCCAAACUGGUUGCAGAGAAGAAGUUGGAUGUGGUACACACACUUGAUGGCAAGGAGUACAUCACCCCGUCUCAGAUCAGUAGGGAGAUAAGGGAUGAGCACUACAUCCAUGGAGGUCAGUUGGCUGCUAGACAACCUUCUGAUUUCAAUGCCUCUGUCUUCAAACAAGUGUUGCACUCAUCUCAGUUCAUGGCUGCAUAGAUGUUCAAGGUUUAUCAUACACCUGCAUUAAUUGACAUGGACAAAAAGUUAUGGAAAAGAUGGUGAUAUGUAUUUUCUCUUGUAUUUGCUUUCUAAAGGUCGGGUCAACAUUGUGGACCUACAGAAGGUGUGCAUUACUACUAAUUCAUUUUGCUAGUGUGCAGCACUGUAGUUGAUAUGUUUUAUUUCACUUACCAUAUUGUCUGUCAGACAAUGUGUAUUUAUUCUUGUUUACAGAUUAUCAAUGUUGAUUGGGUCCAUGUUGAGGCUAGAGCAAAUGACAUAGCAAGAUCUGAUAAAAGCGUUCAACUGGUGCUGGGGCAGCUGAUCGAUGAGUAAGUAGGACCUUUUCACAUGAUAUAUUUUUCAUUGUUGUACUGUCAACUACUGGGCUAUCAGAUUUGUUCUGAUUUCCCUCUGUCUUCUAGAAACUACCUGAAUCGUGUCUCUGAGGAGGUGAAUGAUAAACUACAAGAGGCUGGCUUGGUGAACAUCCCAGAACUAUGUAAAAACUAUGACCUUCCAGGGGAUUUCCUGACUGAGGUAAAGAGCCACCUCUGUAUCUUUACCAAUACCAUCCUCAAACUAUGUGCAAUUAAUCAUGUUUCCUUUCAGUAGUGUGUAUGUGUGCUUCGUCUUCAGCUUGAGGUUUCAGCUUGAGGUGCAUUUGUGGACAUGUACACAGUUCUUAUCUAAAAUGUUAACCACUUUGUCUCCUAGGAGCUGUCGAAGCGCCUUGGGAAAGUCAUCCAUGGCCAGAUGGAUGAGUACAACAGGGGAGUCUUAUUCACCCCUGCGUUCGUGUCUCGCCACAGAGCUCGCAUCCGUGGGCUUUUUAGUGCAGUGACUCGGUAGGUUUCAUCCAAAUCUUUUCCUCUCUUGCUUUUUUGCUCUCUUUUAUUUUUUUCGCCCUGCUCCUAAUAAUGAAUGAAUUUGAUCUCCUUGUGUAGGCCAACACCAGUCAGUAACGUGAUUGCCGUCUAUGGUUUUCAGGAACAUCUUCUCUACUGUAAGUAGCUAUUCGUUCUGUUGUGUUAAAAUUCAAACCAAGCUGUUGUGUGUUUUGGGUGUAUAAUGGUUUGAUCUGUGUGUUCAUAUACAGUACAAUCAAUGUUUUGAGUAGGCCUAAUCAAACAAAUGCACUUAUGUCAUGCUGUCGUUCAACUAACUUUUCAUCUUGGUCCGUUGUUCCCCAGCUGUUUUGGAGGAGCUGGUGAAUACUGGCCGUCUGAAAGGCACUGUGGUCGGGGGCCGGCAGGACAAAGCUGUCUACAUCCCUGACAUCUACUCCAAAACACAGAACACCUGGGUGGACUCCUUCCUCAAGCAGAAUGGAUACUUGGGUACUCUAACCUUUAAAUUAUUCAAGGGCUAUACUACAAUUAUUUGUUGCAAUAUUUUUUUCCAUAAUUUCCGUACUGGAAUUCUGCCUAAAAUGUGAUUUGUACCCUAAAACAUUCCCUCUGUUCCCUCCACACAGAGUUUGAUGCCUUGAUCAGACUUGGCAUCCCUGACCCAGUGAGCUACAUCAAGAAACGUUUCAAGUCCAGCAAGCUGCUGUUCCUUAGGGCAGCAUGUGUAGGCCAGGCCCUAGUAGACCAGGUGGAGGCCUCUGUGGAGGAGGCUGUCAACUCUGCCACAUGGAUAGAUGUGCAGGUCCAUACACACCUUCCUGUACUUCAUUCUCUGCCAAAGCACCAAUGUAUUUAUUGCAUCAUUUCUUAAAUUUGCUUAAAUAUAAUAAUCUCUUCGUUUUCUUGAGUUACUCCGCCUUGCUCACUUAAAGUAUUCCAUGUGCUCCCCCACUUUUGACAUGUAGCCCAUUCUGCCCAGCUGUCUGUCCAUGGAGGACGUUGGCAUCAUAAUCAACGAGGCCAUGAGAAAGACCAACGUGCAGUCGACUGCCAGGAUCUUGGGAGACACUGUGGUGGUCAGCGAGAAGUUCAUUAGCAACUGUCUCUCUCUCUUUGAUGAGGCCAUGCAGCAUAAAGCUCAGAAGGUAAAACACACCUGUCAUGAAGUUGCCUGAUGGGCCAAAACUGUGAUUGUCUUUUGAUAGGGACAUAUAGCUGUGUCUCCUCUCCACGUCAUCAAUUCAAUGCUGUUCUCUUUCAGGAAGUCAAGAACAACCCUGUUUUCCUGAUAACUGAAGACGAUCUCAAGGAAGGCUCUAUGAUGACAGAAAACACAGCACCUUCCAAAAAGGAGAAAAGGGAGGCAGAGAGGAGGAGGAAGACUACAGGUAGUACAGGCCUCUUUGUAAUCCCUCUAUAAAAUGUCUGUUAGGUUAUCAACUAGACAUGGGGCUGUAAACUCUUUUCAGCCCAGGUAUUUUCUACUGGGUGGUUGAAGAGAUUUGAUCCCUGUUUAGUUCCCUGUUAUUCAUUCAUUGGUUGACUGUUCUUGUUUUGCUUCCUAGAGGGUAGUGGCUGUAAAGGAGGUGGUGGAGGAUGCAACGCCAGAGAGGUCAGGAUACGCAAAACCAAGAAGAAGGGCAGGAGGGACGAUGACAGCGACGAGGAGACAGUGGUCAUCCCACAAAGUAUGUGUAGUGGCUAAGGUUCCUAGAGUUCAAAAAGGCCACUUCCUUAGACACCAAAUACAGACUUUGUUAUUCGCGUUUCCAUAGAUGAGACUUGACGGUUCUUGAUUGCUGAUAAAUUAUAUGUAUUACUCACAAUGAGAUUGAUCAAUAUGCUGUGCAUUUAAUACUUGCCAUGAAGCCUCACCACGGCGAUCCGAGCACAGCAUUCCAUUGUUCAGCAAACUUCCAAUUCGAUUCAAUGCAGCGCAAACAUUUUCAGAUGAACGUUCUUUUGUUGGAUUGUCCAUAUUUCCAUUCGAUCUAGAAAGUAUUUUACUAAUGUAGUAGCUAAGGUUCCUAGAGUUCAUCCUUAGACGCCAAAUACAGACUUGGUUAUAUGCGUUUCCAUAGAUGAUACUUGAGUUCUUGAUUGCAGUUAAAUUAUUAUUAUUAUUAUAAUGUAUUACUCACAAUGACAUUGUCCAGAGUUGCCACACAGAUUCCAAGGUUGAUGAAUGGUAAAGUAAAAUAGUCCCAAAGAAAUGUCUAAAUGAAACUGUAAAAACGUUUGCUAUAUGAAGUCUUCCUAUUCCUAUAAGGCUGCACCAUGGAGAAUGCAAAAAAAAAAAAGCCUAUAUUAGUUUCCAUUAUGGCAUCUGUGCGCACGGGCAGCACCUUUUGAGGCAGUCUCCAUUUUGAAAUAGUAAAUGUUCUUCACGAUUGGCUGAUCCCUCCUGAUGACCCGGUUGGACAUGACUCCAACAGGGUCACAGAAGGGAUCAGCCAAUAAAGUUGGAAGUCCCACCCAAUUGACUACAUUAAAAUGGUGGAAGCCCUCAAUGGCGCUGCCCAUGCUAAAACGGCCUUUUGGCCACUAGAGUCCUCUAUCAUUCUCUAUGGGCUGCACACCUGUCCUAAUUAUUGUUCCUGACGCCAUCUUUCCCCAUAACCCCCUUUAUAUGCUUCUCUACAGGUAAACCCACAAUAAGCCACUAGGUGUCAUAACAAUAAGGGUGUUUCCAAUUACCAUUAUAAGCAUUUCUAUACAAUUUCUAUACAUUUCUAUUCAAUAACAAAUCAACCAAAUACCUUCUAAUACAUUUUCUUUUCACAUACAGUAUGACUACGGUCAUUAUGUAGCCUCUGUUCCACACUGAAUUCACUGUCGCACAUUAAAACCUUAUUUCAAUUAAUGUACAGUAUUACAUUGUUUGUUCAGUGAGGCAGUUCUAUGUAACAACAUGUUAACGGUUGUGUUUGAAGAGAUGGCUCCCCUGGGUGCUUAAGUCUGUUGGUGUAAGACAAAGAUAACCCCAUGAGACCAAUUAUAUUUUAUUUUUACUCUUUUGCAGAUCGUAACAAACCGACUGAAGUCCCGUUCAUGGCGCUGGAGGAAAUAGCAGCUGUCCUAGAAGGGCGAGUGUGCGACUGCCCUGAAGAAAUCCUCUCAGAGUUGGCAGAACAUUUAGUAAGGUAAGGGUUCCUGUCCAAAUCACUGUCAAGCACAAUGGAUUUACCCCCACACUCAACACACAAAAUAAACAUUGUGCAUCAAUGUAUUGAUUUUAACAUGUAAGAGUCUUGUGCUGUCUGCAGGCCUUUGACAAAGACCUACCAGGAUGUGGUUCGGACUGUGUUCAUGUCCUCCACUAGCUCCACGACCGGGGUGACCAAGAAGAGAAGUGUGAAAGACUUCCAGGAGGAGCUCUCCAACCUGUACAACAACAUUAGGCUCUUUGAGAAGGGGACCAAGCACUUCUCUGGUAAACUGCUUUAUUUUACCCCCUCAGAUGUAGAGGUGGUCCUCACCACCAAAACAUAAAAUAUACUAUCGCAGAAUAAACAUCAACUGAGAUAUUUGACCCCCUGCAGAUGAGACCCAGGUCCUCAUUGCCAAGCACGUCCUGAAGACGGUGUGCACAGACGUCACCAACAUCCUGGUGAAUUUCAUGGCAGCUGAACUCAUGAUGUCAGCAGAGAAUCCCAGCUCGAUCACCAACGAGGUUAGUUCUCCUCUCGGCCUUCUCAUUCCAUACCCGUUCAGUCCUGUUAGUUUGGGUUGGGUUAUUCAGUUAGGCUUUGUGAAUGUACUGUACAUUCCCAUAAAUCAUGGUGUAUCUCUGUCUUUAGGUGAGAGUGAAGAUAUUAGGAAAGUUACCAGAGGAAACCAAAGGGCCUCUUAUGAAGGUGCACAACAGUCUGAAUGGAAAGGUCAGUUAUGUUCAUUUAGUAGUUGGAGGUUUACAUGAUUAUUGCAGAUGUUAGUAGUAAGCACAAAUGUUUGAGAUUGUUCUGAUUCAUGUAUGUAUGGAAAGGAUUUCUGACACUAUUGAUCUUUUCUUCAGACGAUUGAAGAUUUUUUAACUAAUAUAGAAACCGCGGUUGAGGUUUGUGGAUUCUUGCUGAAGAAGGGAGAUAAGAAAAGAGAGAGGUAAAACCAUUUAUCAUCCUGCUUUAGACUUUCAGCAUUUCAUCUGCUGUCCAUAAACAUGGACCUGGACUGGAGGUGCCUCACAUUCUUGGCUGACAGGUGUGUGUGUGUGUGUGUGUGUGUUGUUGUUGUCCACUAGACAGGCCCUGUUCCUGCACCGGCAGGCUCUGAUAGAGCAGCUGAAGGACACAGAGGACCCAGCCCUGAUUCUCCACCUGACCAGCGUGCUGCUCUUCCAGGCCAGCACCCACUGCAUGCUGCACGUCCCCGGCCGCUGUGUCCCCCAGAUCAUAGGCACUCUGGUGGGCCGCAUCUCUGAGGUACUGCCCCCUCUCCUCCUGGUUCUCAUUUAUAAUCUACCUAUAUUGCUAGUGUUAUUACACUAUAAAUAGUUACAGUGGGGGAAAAAAGUAUUUAGUCAGCCACCAAUUGUGCAAGUUCUCCCACUUAAAAAGAUUAGAGGCCUGUAAUUUUCAUCAUAGGUACACGUCAACUAUGACAGACAAAUUGAGGAAAAAGAUUCCAGAAAAUCACAUUUUUAAUGAAUUUAUUUGCAAAUUAUGGUGGAAAAUAAGUAUUUGGUCACCUACAAACAAGCAAGAUUUCUGGCUCUCACAGACCUGUAACUUCUUCUUUAAGAGGCUCCUCUGUCCUCCACUCGUUUACCUGUAUUAAUGGCACCUGUUUGAACUUGUUAUCAGUAUAAAAGACACCUGUCCACAACCUCAAACAGUCACACUCCAAACUCCACUAUGGCCAAGACCAAAGAGCUGUCAAAGGACACCAGAAACAAAAUUGUAGACCUGCACCAGGCUGGGAAGACUGAAUCUGCAAUAGGUAAGCAGCUUGGUUUGAAGAAAUCAACUGUGGGAGCAAUUAUUAGGAAAUGGAAGACAUACAAGACCACUGAUAAUCUCCCUCGAUCUGGGGCUCCACGCAAGAUCUCACCCCGUGGGGUCAAAAUGAUCACAAGAACGGUGAGCAAAAAUCCCAGAACCACACGGGGGGACCUAGUGAAUGACCUGCAGAGAGCUGGGACCAAAGUAACAAAGCCUACCAUCAGUAACACACUACGCCGCCAGGGACUCAAAUCCUGCAGUGCCAGACGUGUCCCCCUGCUUAAGCCAGUACAUGUCCAGGCCCGUCUGAAGUUUGCUAGAGUGCAUUUGGAUGAUCCAGAAGAGGAUUGGGAGAAUGUGAGAUGAAACCAAAAUAUAACUUUUUGGUAAAAACUCAACUCGUCGUGUUUGGAGGACAAAGAAUGCUGAGUUGCAUCCAAAGAACACCAUACCUACUGUGAAGCAUGGGGGUGGAAACAUUAUGCUUUGGGGCUGUUUUUCUGCAAAGGGACCAGGACGACUGAUCCGUGUCAAGGAAAGAAUGAAUGGGGCCAUGUAUUGUGAGAUUUUGAGUGAAAACCUCCUUCCAUCAGCAAGGGCAUUGAAGAUGAAACGUGGCUGGGUCUUUCAGCAUGACAAUGAUCCCAAACACACCGCCCGGGCAACGAAGGAGUGGCUUCGUAAGAAGCAUUUCAAGGUCCUGGAGUGGCCUAGCCAGUCUCCAGAUCUCAACCCCAUAGAAAAUCUUUGGAGGGAGUUGAAAGUCCGUGUUGCCCAGCGACAGCCCCAAAACAUCACUGCUCUAGAGGAGAUCUGCAUGGAGGAAUGGGCCAAAAUACCAGCAACAGUGUGUGACAACCUUGUGAAGACUUACAGAAAACGUUUGACCUGUGUCAUUGCCAACAAAGGGUAUAUAACAAAGUAUUGAGAAACUUUUGUUAUUGACCAAAUACUUAUUUUCCACCAUAAUUUGCCAAUAAAUUCAUAAAAAAUCCUACAAUGUGAUUUUCUGGAGAGAGAAAAUUCUCAUUUUGUCUGUCAUAGUUGACGUGUACCUAUGAUGAAAAUUACAGGCCUCUCUCAUCUUUUUAAGUGGGAGAACUUGCACAAUUGGUGGCUGACUAAAUACUUUUUUUCCCCCACUGUAUGUAUCUUUGUCACCUUGUAAGUAAUUGGGAUGUUUUGGGGUCUAUGAGAUACACUGUUGUAUGGUGGUAUUUUUUUCAUGCAGCUCUCAAAUUUGGACCUGUUACAAUUGACAGUUUUACUUCAAGCUGAAGGUUGUGGAUGAUUGUGGUUGUUGUUGUUCCAGGAGCAGCACAGGCUGCUGACAGGCUACCAGGCCUUGGUGGUUAAGCAGCUGGUGAGCCAGAGCCAGGGCAAGAAGCAAAAGCAGGGGGAGGGAGAGAACCCAGAGGACGGGGAUGAGGCAGAGGCCAUCCGGAAGGAGCUGGUCUCCCUGACCAGUGAGGUGAAGGAUCUGGUCCUCUAUCAGAAGAAG
Molecule: messenger RNA, 8290 nt
Organism: Coregonus sp. 'balchen'
Lineage: Eukaryota; Metazoa; Chordata; Actinopteri; Salmoniformes; Salmonidae
Source: the annotation of a GenBank genome assembly